Saccharomycodes ludwigii is the source of this 1338-nucleotide messenger RNA. Its product is annotated as AEC family transporter. The coding region runs from base 1 to 1338 and encodes 445 amino acids. Gene Ontology annotation, cellular component: endoplasmic reticulum; membrane. The record is from RefSeq and is a predicted model, not a curated record. Lineage: Eukaryota; Fungi; Ascomycota; Saccharomycetes; Saccharomycodales; Saccharomycodaceae. Gene Ontology annotation, biological process: transmembrane transport. The transcript has a single exon.
AUGUCAGAAACAGAUACAUUAGCGCCACCAGGUGCACAUCAAGGACUAUCUAUACCCAAUUUAUCAUACGUAACAUUUGAAAGUGUUGUAGAAGUAGUGUUAGUCAGUUUUGCUGGGUUUAUAUGUGCAUAUACCGGAUUAUUACCGAAAUCAGGUCAGAAAAAUAUAUCUUUGCUUAAUGUGGAUUUAUUCACCCCGUGUUUGAUUUUCAGCAAGUUGGCCAAGAGUUUAAGUGUUGCUAAAAUAUUAGAAAUUUCCAUCAUUCCACUUUUUUAUGCCUUGACCACUAGUAUUUCAUAUUUUUCGGGCUUCUUCAUUUCCAAGUUUUUCCAUUUUGAUGUAGAUGAAACCAACUUUGUUAUUGCAAACUCUAUUUUUGGUAAUAGCAACUCUUUACCCGUCUCUUUAACUUUAUCAUUGGCUUACACCUUGCCUGGCUUGACCUGGGAUGAAAUUCCAGAUGAUAAUAGAGAUAAUGUGGCCAGUAGGGGUAUCUUGUAUCUAUUGAUUUUCCAACAGAUUGGACAAGUGCUAAGAUGGUCCUGGGGGUAUAAUAAAUUAAUGAGAUGGUCUGAUCAGCGAACUGCAUCCUUGUUGGAAUCAUCUCAAAAUCUUAUCUCCGAAGAGGAUAGCCAUGCUGGCGUUUCUAGUACCAAUGACUUUGAUAAUCAAGGAGAUUACUACAAUCAGGGCCUGGAUAAUGUUUGUUCUCCUAAAAACGAUGACAUUUAUAUUGAACAUAGUACAAGCAGUUCUGUAUUUAGCAAAUUUAAAUCCAAAAUUGUAGGUGCAAUUAACAAAGUUAGGUCCUUUAUGAAUCCACCAUUGUAUGCCAUGCUUUUUAGUGUUAUUGUGGCUUCUGUACAUCCUGUACAACAUGAGUUUUUCCACGCCAAUGGUUUUAUUAACAAUACCUUGUCUUCAGCCAUUACCGAAUUGGGAUCUGUUUCCAUUCCGUUAAUUUUGAUCGUUUUGGGUUCCAAUUUAUACCCGGCUGAUGAUGAGUCUGCCAAGAGGUCCCCUAAUUAUAAGAAAUUGGUUUUUGCUUCUAUAAUUGGGCGUAUGAUUUUGCCUUCUUUGGUUUUAUUACCUAUUAUUGCGUGCUGUGUUAAAUUUAUUGGUAUUUCUAUUUUGGAUGACCCAAUUUUCCUAGUUGUCGGUUUUAUUUUAACUGUUUCUCCACCUGCCAUCCAACUAACACAAAUUACUCAAUUAAAUGAAUUUUUUGAAGCAGAAAUGGCGGGUAUUUUGUUUUGGGGCUAUGUUGUUUUAGUUUUACCGGUCAGCAUUUUUGUUGUUAUAUUUGCUAUGUCCGUUUUAAAAUGGGCCGGUGUGUAA